Plasmodium gallinaceum is the source of this 900-nucleotide messenger RNA. RefSeq names its product conserved Plasmodium protein, unknown function. NCBI's taxonomy places the organism in Eukaryota, Apicomplexa, Aconoidasida, Haemosporida, Plasmodiidae. The transcript is spliced from 2 exons. Bases 1 to 900 code for a protein of 299 amino acids. The record is from RefSeq and is a predicted model, not a curated record.
AUGAACAAAUAUAUGAGUUCAAGUAGUACUAUUUUAAAUAAUAAAAAAAAUGUAGAAUAUUUUAUGAAAAAUAAUUUAGAUGUAGAUAAAAGUAUCGAUGACAUAAAAAAUAAAAAAUAUGAGGAAAUUUAUAGUGAAAUAAAAAAAAAAUUGAUAAAAUUAGAAAAUACUUUUUUAGAUAAGGUGUUAUUACAAGUUAAAAAAAAAAGCGUUGCUAGUAAAAAUAAUUCUGUUGAGAAGUUGGCUAUAAAUGAAUUAAAUAAAUAUAAAAAGAAUAUUGAAUUAUUAAAAAGUAAAGUAAGUGUAGAAGAUAAUACAGAUAAGAUAGUAAAGUUAGAAAAUAAGUUAAAGGAAAAUGAAGAGAUUCUACAAAAACUAAAUAAUGAUAAAGAAGGUUUAGAAAACAUUUCAAAGCAGCAGUUAAAAGCAUUAGAUGAAAUAUGCUUAAAUGAAACUCAAUUAUCUAUACAAACAAAAUAUGAAGAGAUUAGUCAGUUGAAGGAGGAUUUAAUAAAUUUAAAAAAUAAAUAUAAUGAAAAUGAAAAUAUUUUAAAAAAAAAACAAGAACAAUUAAUUAAUUUAGAUAAUCAAUUAAAAAAAAAAAUUCUGUCUAUUAAAAAUGCCAAAAAUAAUAAUAGUAAUAUUUCAACAUUAAAUAAUAAUAAAAAUAUGUCAAAUAAUCAAAUUCAAACAUUAAAAACGCAAAUUGAUAUGAUAAAUAGUCAUAUAUCUAACGAUGAGUUAAUUUAUGAAGAUAAAAUAUAUGAAUUAGAGAAAAGUAUAAAAUCAUCUGAAAAUGAUAUUGAAUUUUUAAAUUCACAAAUUGAGGAGAUAAAAAAAAAUAACGAAAAUAUUUCCUUAGACAUAAAAAAAAUGAGAAGACAAAAAAAGGAAAAAUAA